GGCGCCCGUCACUUAGCGACGCGCCUCGCUAGACGCGCGUUUCGUGUUUGGGUUGUUGCUUCCGUUUGACAUCCGUGCAGGACUUUGUUGCUUAUCGCAACCGAAGUGACUAUCCCUUUUGGCGUGUUGCAUAUCCUCGAUGAGCGUCGUCGGCGAGAUAGCACUGCUGUGAUGAUGGACGAUACAGAGAGAAACCCGUCGCCCCCACCGGAGAUCCGAGAAGCUGACGAAAUCUCCAGCGGAGACAGGAUAGGCGAAACUGUGUUUAGCCGACACUGGCUGUUUCAGUGCCUCCUGAAAGCUAUCAGAGCCGCUGAAAAUGAGAAUGCCUGUGGUGAAGGUGAGCAGGUAUUAACAGAGGAAGAGGUUGUGGAGUUGGACAGAGAGGUUGAAGAAGAGCUCUGCACGGUUUGGGACAUGGCUGCCAACUCCGAUGUUGCACAUUUCCUGCACGAAUUCAAGGCUUCCGAGAUUUUCCUGCAGAUCAUCUCCACUUCUAAGUCACCUCGUCUGGUGGAAAUUUUAAUUGGAAUACUGGGAAACAUGGCUGUAUUCCCUGACCUCAGCUUGGCUCUAUCUAAGGAGCAAGGUAUUCUGCAAAUGGCUAUGCAACUGCUAGGCGGAACUGACACGCCCACUCUGGUUCAGGUGUUGAGACUUUGCCACACAUGCCUGUCAAAUAAAGAGUCGCUGCCCGUCUGGCUUCAGGCCAUGCGUUCAUCUGACAGCUGUCUUUCAGGCAUAACAUUCAUCUUGGAAAACUCCAUCAAUGAGGAGCUGCUCAAAAUUACCCUGCAAGUCCUGGACUGUGUCUUGGAUGAAGACUCGGAGAUGUGCACAGUGUGUGCAAAUGGGAACUUUAUUGAGGCACUUUUCACGGCUGCUAGCUACUUGAGCUCACGAGAAAAGUACGACUCCUUGGAUGCAUUCUGGCACUUACUACAUGCCAUGGACUACGAAACUGAUGCCAAAGAACUCCUCUUGCCCCACUGCGAAAAGUUGGAGUCUCUGCUUGUGGACUGGCUUCAGGGACAGGAGGUGUCGCCGCUGCCGCCCAAGCACUGCUGGCGGACCCUAGGUUCGGCAGUGACCCUGGUCAGCGGCGUUCGACAAGCCACGGGAAGAGAGGCCGAAGAUGACGAACUUUACAAGAGGUUAAAAGAAAUGCACUCGGCCCUCCAAGCACGGCUGCACGAGGCGGAGUCAAACAGCGACUCCAAGCUUCAGCGGCCAGAAAGCAUCGAUGACACAUUCCACAUGCUGCAAGGCGCCCUUGAGCAAGCACUGGGCAUCAGUACAAGACAGUGUACAGGAUGACAAUAAAUUCUUUUUUUUAGGUAGCUUA
Molecule: messenger RNA, 1345 nt
Organism: Rhipicephalus microplus (southern cattle tick)
Lineage: Eukaryota; Metazoa; Arthropoda; Arachnida; Ixodida; Ixodidae
Product: protein saal1
Source: RefSeq, a predicted model, not a curated record